AUGACAAUUCACGGAAUUUGGCAAUGGGCUGCUAAUCAUUCGCAAACGGUCGAAAUAGAUGCAUUACGCAACAAAACAUUAUCAAUUGAUGGACAUAUUUGGCUUUAUGAAUGCCAUAAAGGCGGUCAAAGAUAUAAUCAAACGGGUGCAAGUUAUUUGGUGACAUUUUUUCGAAGAUGCCGGUUUUUAAUGGAAAGAAAUAUUCGUCCAAUAGUUGUUUUUGAUGCCGUCAAUAGGCCACCACAGCCAGGAAGCUUUGCUUUUAGUGAGAGAAAAAAUCUAAACUGGCACGAUUUAACCAAUUCAAGCAAUUUGGCCGACCGUGUUUUCAAAUGCCAAGCAAUGCUUCGACAUUUGGGAGUCACUGUCAUUAUCGCAAAAGGAGAAGGCGAAGCCCAGUGUGCGGAACUUGAAAUGGAAGGAAUCACUGACGGAUGCAUAACCACCGAUUUCGACUAUUUCAUAUUUGGCGGUCGAAACUUGUACAAAAUUCAAUUCAACACUAACGGUGUAAAAUCAAUCAUGCAUUGCUCAAUGGAUAAUCUCGAAGCCAAUACAAAAAUCUAUCGGAAUGGUUUAAUCGCAAUGGCAAUUUUAUUGGGAUGCGAUUUCUACGACAGUGGUGUGGAAAACUGUGGAAUCGUCACUGCGCUUGAUGUACUUACUGAAUUCCACGGUCGAGAAGCAGAUCAUCAUCCACUGCAAAUUCUUGAUAGAUUUGCUUCCUACGUUCGCGGAGAAGUUCCAGAACGUUCGGAAGAUUCUGAGAGAAAAUUGAGGCUUAAACGAAGGGAAUAUGGUUUUGAUAGAACAUUUCCGAACACUGAUGAAAUUCUUAUGGCGCUGAAGAUAUACGAGAACCCAAACACUUAUACAUUUUCGAAAGACACGUUCACCUCACCGCCGUGUACCGAUUUGAGACGAGUCGAGAGAAUUCUGGUUCACGAGUGUGGAUGGACUGCCGAAAAAAUGAAACAAGAAUUGGAAAUAAGUGAGAAACGCUCGAAGAAAUUCCAUGAAGCCACGAUUCAGAAAAAGAUUCCCGAUUUCUUCAAAAUGUCGAAAAGAACGAAUUCGCUGGUCGAACAAUGUUCUGUUGACGAAUACCUGAAGUCGAAUAAUAAUUGGUUCCAGCAACGAAAAAGAAGAAGUGAUGUUUCCCCGUCAUCGAGUACUACACCACAAAGCUCACGCACCAGAACACCAAAAAUUUCCAAAAUCAGCUCAUCUCAUAAAUCGAGCGAUGAUUCGAUUGAAAUCAUUGAAAUUCUCGAUUCAGAUUAA
This is a messenger RNA of Caenorhabditis bovis, 1284 nucleotides long. The record is from the annotation of a GenBank genome assembly. Lineage: Eukaryota; Metazoa; Nematoda; Chromadorea; Rhabditida; Rhabditidae.